Molecule: messenger RNA, 1113 nt
Organism: Hibiscus syriacus
Lineage: Eukaryota; Viridiplantae; Streptophyta; Magnoliopsida; Malvales; Malvaceae
Product: ras-related protein Rab11C-like
Exons: 3
Coding region: 170-820 (216 amino acids)
Cellular component (GO): endosome
Molecular function (GO): GTPase activity; GTP binding
Source: RefSeq, a predicted model, not a curated record
UCAAAAUUAAACCUUGCCCGUUUCAAAAUCAAAAUCGAAGCACUCCCGGCUUGGCCUCGUCCCUCUUUAAUUUCCCCAAAACUAUCGGAUUUCUUCCAUUUUGAUAAUUCUCUCUUCUCGAUCUUUAUCCGCUUCGGGUUUGAGAGGGAAGAGAUAAAAGACAUAUGAAAUGGCGCAUAGAGUAGAUCAUGAAUACGAGUACCUUUUCAAGAUCGUCUUGAUCGGCGAUUCUGGAGUUGGAAAAUCAAAUAUCCUCUCUAGGUACACCAGAAACGAGUUCUGUUUAGAAUCUAAAUCCACUAUCGGCGUCGAGUUUGCUACGAGAACUCUCCAGGUGGAGGGAAAGGCGGUGAAGGCACAGAUAUGGGAUACAGCAGGUCAGGAGAGAUAUCGAGCUAUCACUAGUGCUUACUACAGAGGAGCCGUUGGUGCAAUUCUUGUCUAUGACAUAACCAAGAGGCAAACCUUUGAUAAUGUUCAGAGGUGGCUGCGUGAAUUAAGGAACCAUGCUGAUUCCAACAUCGUCCUCAUGAUGGCUGGAAAUAAGUCUGACUUGAACCAUCUCAGAGCUGUUUCCGAACAGGAUGGUCAAGCCCUGGCCGAGAAGGAAGGGCUUUCUUUUCUCGAAACAUCAGCUUUGGAUGCCACCAACAUCCAGAAGGCAUUCCAAACCAUAUUGACCGAGGUCUACCAUAUCGUAAGCAAAAAGGCAUUGGCAGCACAGGAAGCCAAAGCUAAUGCCUCGAUUCCCGGUCAGGGAACAACCAUUAAUGUGGCUGAGACAUCAGGGAACACUAAGAAAGGAUGCUGUUCUACUUGAAGGGAAAAAAGGUAAUAUUAUUUUUUACUUGAUUGUGAAAUUUUUAAACAAAUCCAUUUGUUAGCAGCUCGAAGAGACUUUUUUUUUAUAUAAAAAAAAUCGACACGUUUUCUUCAAAAGUGGAAGAUGGGAGGUUGGAACUUGGAAGUUCUUUUAGAAACAAAGGUUUAAAUUGUUUUAUUUGAUCAGUCACCAACUUGUAAUAAAAGUGUUAAGACUUGUUUUCCCUAUGUUUUUAAACAUGUCUGUGAGUUAUGUAAAGUGUAUGGUUAUGAGAAUUGAAAGGAACAAAA